AUGCGGUUAGUAGAGGAUCCUGCGACGGUGUCGCACGGUCCGUACCAUUGGCGGCUUAUAAAGCUGUUCGCGAAGAAGCCCCUGGCGCCGCCCAAGCUCCUGCCUGUCAAUCCGCUCUCAUUCGCGCUCAUCCCCCUCCUCUCCCCGUUCCAACCUUCCGUCCGCCUGUCCGCGCCCACCCGGGCCGCCACAGCCAUCGUGGCGUGCAUGAACGUGUCGUGCCCGCAGGACGCGGCAUGCGCCGAGGACAGCAGCAACUUCCCCUUCUGUAAGUACAACGGGACCCUCACGCUGAUCAACGGCGCGUAUGUGCCAGGUGAGAUCAAUGGCUCGUGUGUGCCAGCCAUGGACGGGCAGGUGGUGGCGACGAGCGUGCUAUUAUUCGCUACCGCCAAGUACGUCCCAGCGUCACCCGUCGUGCUGCGCGGUGCCAUCCCUAACCGCACGUGCAUGAACCUGCCCGCGCCACGUGCGAGCGACUGGAGCGGCUCGUCGUCGGCCUUUGAGGUGCCGGCCGGGUGGAAGAAGGCUGAUGCGGCCAAGACCACCUAUGCCACCACCAGCAAGGUGGCAGCGGGUGUGGUGGCGAAAGCGUUGUCCAUGUCGUGCCUCACCGCCACCGCCCCCAAAGGUACUGUCAUAGCACGGGCAGCACGUGCUGGUAGCACGGGCAGCACGUGCUGUGGUAGCACGGGCAGCACGUGCUGUGGUAGCACGGGCAGCACGUGCUGUGGUAGCACGGGCAGCACGGGUGCUGGCAGUGGGGCGUGUGAGACUGCGUGUCCGGCCAACUCGGUGUGUGUGGGGGAGAGCACUGGCGCCACGUGUAACUGCGUGGUUGGCUACACCAAGGUCCUUCUCUUGUUCUCAUUCGCCCCGUUGCUCGUCUCUUUUUCACCUUUGCCUUCAUGCUCCUUCCACUCCCUCUCCCGCCACCCGUUUCCCCACCCCCCUUGCCCACCCCCCCACACCACACCAGUGGUGGACAUGUGUAAGAACGUCUCCUGCCCUGCCAAAUGGAACUGCUCCUCUUCCGCUAGCAUUGCCAAGUGCUCCUGCCCAGACGCAUGCUACGGGGUCAAGUAUCCGGACGUGUCCACGUGUGCGGUGCAGUUCGGUACAGCGGUGUGCCAAUGCCCCACGCCCUACACGCGCCUCAUUAACAACGCGUGCUUGUCGGCCGACCUCCCCCACUCCGACUACCUCGAUAUGCGCAACCACGCCCGCGCUGCCGUGGGAGCUGUGCCACUCGAGUGGGACAACACAUGUGAGUGUGGGACGACACAUUCCACCACCACCAUGCAUCGCCUCUCAUCACCUCUCCUUCCCUUCCCCCCUCGUCCUUUGCUCCCAGUGGCGGAGCACGCGCAGGCAUGGGCGACAGCGCUGACCAACGCCAGCAACAAGUGCUACGUCGUGCACCGCGGGCAUGACAACGAGGGGCAGAAUCUUGUUGUCACCGCCCCCUCAGGGUGGGCAUUGAAUGCAAGGGGAGUGCACUUCUGGGUGGACGAGGGGCAGUGGUACUCUGUAGAUGUCUUUCCCAACAGCUGUGAGGGCGGGUGGGAAAAGUGUGGGCAUUACACGCAGCUGGUGUGGAACGACACGCGCAAGGUGGGGUGUGCCAAGGCAUCGUGCGCACCCAGUGCAGCCGUGUGGGGGGGAGGCUCCACUGCCGACGUGUGGGCGUGCCACUACUACCCGCCCGGCAACGGGUUCGGCCAUCUGCCUUUCGUGCAAGACCCGUGCUACCGAGUGCAGUGUCUGUCCACGGCCACAUGCACGGUGGUGGACAAGAAGCCCCUCUGCGUGUGUGUUGCAGGCCAGGCACUCGUCAACAACUACAAGUGCCUUUCAAGUGCGCAAACACCCCUUCCCGUCCCUUUCCCGCCACCCCUCGUGCCCAUUCACCCCCCACACCAGAGGUGGACAUGUGUAAGAUCGUCAGCUGCCCAUCCAACUGCAACUGCUCAUCUUCCACUGGCAUUGCCAAGUGCUCCUGCCCAGGUGAUUGCAACAGUGCCAAGUGCUCCUGCUCAGGUGAUUGCUGCAGAGCCAAGUGUUCUUGAUCAGGUGCUUGCAACAAAGAUGCACGCAUGCUACGGGGUCAAGUGUCCGGACGUAUCCACGUGUGUGGUGCAGUUCGGUACAGCGGUGUGCAAGUGCCCUGCACCAUUUGCACGUCUCAUCGACAACGUGUGCUCCUCGGCCGACCUCGCCCACUCGGACUACCUCGACGUUCACAACAACGCCCGUGCUGCUGUGGGGGCCGUGCCACUCGUGUGGGAUGACGCAGACGCAUCGGGGUGGUGGGUGAACGAGGGGCAGUGGUACACCGUGGCCAUGUUCCACGACGGCUGUGCGGGGGGCAACUGGGCCAAGUGUGGGCACUACACGCAGGUCAUUUGGAACAACACGCGCAAGCUGGGCUGUGCGAAGGCGUCGUGUGGCACGGGUACAGACGUGUGGGCGUGCCACUACUACCACUGGGGAACUACGGCGGCCAGUGACCCUACGAGGAGCAUCAGGAAAGUGGAAGGGGGAGAAAAGGGGGGUGCGGAUGAGAGGGUUGAGAGGGUAGUGGCGGGGAAUGCAGCGGGGAAUGCAGCGGGGAAUGCAGCGGGGAAUGCUGCGGGGAAUACUGCUGGGAAUGCAGAGGGGAAUGGAGUGGGUAACAGUGAGGGAGGCAAGAGGAAGAGCUACGGGACGGGAGGCUGUAAGGAGGAGGAGGAGGCAGUGGCAGUGAUUGCUGGAGUGCUGAGGGAGAAAUUCGGGCCUCAGAUAGUGAGCGAGGAGGUGGAGUGGGGGAGUGGGAUAAGAAGCAGGGAGGGCGAAGAUGGGGUGGGGAAAGUGAAAGAGGAGGGGGAGGAGGGGUGGGAAGGGGACGAUGAGGAGGCGGAAAAAGAGGAGGAUGAGGAGGAUGCAGAAGCUGAGACGUGUGAGGAGGACACACCACCCGACACAUCUCCUCCCACGCACCCUCCUCUGUUGUUCAGCCGGCGGGUCGUAUCUCCCUCUGCCCUCCUCUCCCUCUACCACUUCUUCUCCUCCCACCUCGGCAUCUCCUCCCCUUCCACUGUCGCUUCCCUCCUCGCCUCCACCCCCCAACUCCUCCGCUCCAAUCCCACCAAUGAUUUGCUGCCACGUAUCCAUCUCCUCCAGUCAUACGGCAUAUUUGAUGCCGAUAUCGUGCAUAUCACUCUAAAGGCGUUUGCCGUAGCAGAUUGGGCUCGCAUUGCAGAGAAGAUCCGCAUUCUCCAGUCCUUCACUCCCCCAGACACCCCCUCCAUUGCAAGCUCUGUGCUCCGUCGUGCCCCCAACGUCCUCAGUUUCAGCAAAGAAACUCUCUUAACUAAGCUCCAGUUCUUUGUGGAUAAGGUGGGGGAGGAGGCAAUAGGAAGGGUGGUGAGGAGUCACCCUGUGGUUCUUCUGUUUUCAAAGGAGAAUCUGCAAGGCAAGAUGGCGGUCUGGAAAACGAACCUGAAGCACAAGGUGGAGUACCUGAAACGGGACAUGGGGCUCUCUAUAAUGGAGGUGCUUGCCUACCCGCCCUUUCUUGGGUUGAGUUUGAAUCGGCGAAUCAGACCGCGGCAUGUGGCACUGGUGCGGUUGGGCUAUGCCGUUGUGGCACGCAAGAUGGCCAGUCGGACGGGUGUUGGAGACAAGGAUGUUCCAGUCGAAGCUGGGAAACAGAGGAGCGAGCUGGAUUUCGUGUCUAACAAAGCAGAGGGAGUAGAGGGGAUUGAAUGGGGAACGGAAGAAAGAAAGAGUGGAGCGCCACUUGGGGCUCUUUUAGGCAGUGGCGAGCUAAGGGGGAGAGCUGCUACAGAGCAACAGCUUGUGAACGUGGAGGUGAAAAGGAGAAUGGUGUGUUUGCACCAGUUCAUCCACUGUUCAGACAAGCAGUUUGAGGAGAAGUUUGGAGUCAAGCUUUCAUUCAUACUGUCUCUCCUCCUGCCCCGCCCGCUUAUCACUGCGCUUCAACAUUUGUCUGUCACUCAGUUCUCUCUCGUGCUGACCCCCUUCUUCUCUCUCUGGCCUCGCCUCUCCUGCCUGCCAGCUCAACAACUUGCAGCAGCAGCAGCGGACAACAAGAGACCGCCGGAGAAACUUCUAGUGUGCUGCCAUGCCACGGACGCUUGCUCCCAGGGCGGGGGCGCACUCACUACCAAGGCACUAUCCCUCCCCUUGGCCUCCCUCUCCCCUACAGCGUGGGCGCACUGA
Closterium sp. NIES-65 is the source of this 4224-nucleotide messenger RNA. NCBI's taxonomy places the organism in Eukaryota, Viridiplantae, Streptophyta, Zygnematophyceae, Desmidiales, Closteriaceae. The record is from the annotation of a GenBank genome assembly.